Messenger RNA from Chaetomium strumarium, 1382 nucleotides. RefSeq lists its product as uncharacterized. The record is from RefSeq and is a predicted model, not a curated record. The transcript has 2 exons. Bases 436 to 1158 code for a protein of 240 amino acids. Lineage: Eukaryota; Fungi; Ascomycota; Sordariomycetes; Sordariales; Chaetomiaceae.
CGCGCAUCCAGGGCUCUCGAUUACCCCGCGGACAUCGAUCGUCAAUGGCGAUCACGGCCUGGAAGAAGCCUUUUCUGAGCCCGGCCCAUUCAGGGGAACGAACGGUCACUUUAAGGUUCCGCGACUUGGAAAUGAAUAAAAUGAAGACUUUGUUGGGUGUUCGGCCGAGUCUAACGCGAUGGUCGCUGUGACCCCCUGUCCGGCUGUGAUUAGGGUUGGUUAGGGGAAGGGGGGGGCUUUCAGCAGGUUCCGGGGGGCCGGUUCCGUCAUCUUCUGCCAGGCUUGCAUCCCACAAACCUACCUCCUGGAGGAAACUCGUUCCUGGCUGCAGACCACCCCGAUGUCUGAUCAACUGCGAUUGCAUCAGCAGCAGCGGCGCGCUUCCCUCCACGACAUUGGCAGUUAUGCCACGACGCCGCUCCAGCACUUGCGACCAUGACAGAUUCGUCUUCGCGGCAGUGGAUCCUUGUCCUCUCACUCACUGCUCUCCUCCUCUCGCUCGCCGUUCUCGUGCAGAUCGCCAGCCGUUAUGCAAAGGCGUACCUGGAAGCCCCGAGCGAGUUGUCCGCCUUCCUGGACGCCGUCGACAGCUCCAUCGCCGAGAAUGAAUCCUAUGACCGCGAUAUCGCAAAGGUCCAGCGGUUAGAGGACAAGCUCCGGCUCGGUCGGCUCUUGCGCGAUAUCCAAAAUGGAGGUGACGCGCUGCGCGAGGAGCUGAACGCCUUGGUGAUAGGGGAGGGUGACCCACGGCUUCGCCUUGGUGCGCGCUUGUGGUGGGCGAGUCACCGGCUGCAGCUGGAGGAGAGACUGAGGCGGCUCGAUCUCCUCAGAAUGCGCUUUCUCGUUGUCCACAUGGGCAUCAUUGCCGGUGUGGCGGCUCAGGCGGCAGUGAGGAACGACUUCGGUUCGCGCGACGCUGAGAAGGUGGUGGGCAUAUCCAAGACACCGCCGCCUGUUGGUCUUCCUAAAGCUCUCGCGGAUAGCAUCAAGUCCAAGCCGCCGUUGCGCCGGUUAACGGUCCAAACGAUCGGUCACCAAGACAAUGUCGAAGGAGGCCAUCGCAGAGGCUGGGCCGGCGUAGUCCAGGAGCUGCAGAAAAGCCCCUUGUUGCGGGAGAGACACGCCAGUAUCGAGAUGGCCAUGUCACGAACACCAUGAGGGUGGCCAAACCCGUUGCUUUACCUCACUGCACGUGGACGGCUGGAGCCACCCGCCUGUCACGAUACACAAUUCUCACGAGCCACGACUGUGAUGAGUUGACGACGCCCAUGUAUCUUAUGAGUCUAUGAACGAACGUAUCACGAUUGAACGGCAAACCCUACGGUUGGAAGGAAAGAGAGGAUUGAGCGUUCAGCUGGUUUGGCGGACACACUUUCCGCAUG